Molecule: messenger RNA, 1938 nt
Organism: Trichoderma gamsii
Lineage: Eukaryota; Fungi; Ascomycota; Sordariomycetes; Hypocreales; Hypocreaceae
Exons: 2
Coding region: 1-1938 (645 amino acids)
Source: RefSeq, a predicted model, not a curated record
AUGGAUCGAAGUUCUCCAGAAUGGGAUCUCGACAGCGACGACAUCGCGUCUGUCACUUCUCAAGACCUCCACGAUAAUCGCCCGAAUCGCUGGACGGGACAGCAGAGACCAUGGCAGCGCAUGACGGCAGAGGAGCGGCGCCUGUGGCAGUCGAUGGAGGCUGUGGAGGAUCAGGAUUUGGCGGUUCAUUUGUACAAUGCGUUUGCGCUCAAGAAGCGCGGCAAAGAUUCCACGACGGCGCAAGAUGUCACGGUUACUAUGGAAAACGGGCAACAAAGCAUAUGGGCGCCCCCAAAGGUUUGGACCGCAUGGCCGAUGAACGAGAAGCAUGUGCCCCGACAGAAGGAUGCCUGGAGAGAGAAUGAUGGGUUUGACAGAUUCACGUUUCGCAAAGCUGAGAAACAGAUGCCUAGCUCUGAAUUACACGAGGAACUUGGAGCGACCAUAUUGAGGAUAGCCGGGGAGCGCUUUCACAAAAGCAAGAGGAAAACUGUACUCACGUCUAUUGAAGGAGAUCCGACCUCUUUAGAUAUAGGAGGAUCUGAGAGAGAAGUCGCAAAAGCGUCAAGUAUGCCAGCUCCGUCAUCCCCAUCUUCCGCGUCUGGUCAUGAAGACGUGAAAAUGAUGCUACUUAAUGACGAGGGAGGUCGAAGUCAUGGUAAGGAUGAAGGCCACUCAGCACGAUCAACUGGAAUGAAGAGAAAGGCUCCAGAGACAUACGAGCCUGUAAUGUCUUCUAAUGACGACGUAUCCUACGCGCUCGUCAAACCUUCUGUUCGGCAUAUUCUCUCACAGUUGGAUGCUACACUACAUAUCCUCCACAGCGCCCGCAUCGCCACCACAAACUACGCAUCUGAUUCGUCCGCAACAUCCGACUCAGAAUCCGACACUCGCCCUGGCCCUAAACGAGGCCGUGGCCGCCCUCGCAGCACGAAGCUCACAGGAACAACAGCCUCUCCACACACAGGCGGAGCCACCACGCCCAAUGCCAGCAAACGUGGCCGUCCUCGAAAGGUCCGCGUCCCUCGCGAAGGAGAGACUCACGACGAGAUGCUUGUUCGCAUCGCACGCGAAUCGCACAGGAGACUUCCCAACACUGCAAAAGACAGAGAUGCAGCAUUCGAAGAGUGGCUCCGCCAGGGCGACGAGAAGCUGGAACGUGAGGCGGCCCUCAUUAGAGAAGAGGAAGAGCUGGGAAUCGAUCCGCAUGCUAGUGCCCAGGAGAGACGACUUCGCAGACUCGGCCUCCGCGACUGGAGCGAUGUACUCGGGGCUGCUGCGCUAGCAGGCUUUUCUCACCAAGUAAUUGCCAGGACGGCCAAGCGAUGUGCGAAUUUAUUUGGCGAGGGGAUGGUUAUGCGGCGCCUGGACGAGGUUCCAGCUUCGAGAGGACCGCCUUUUCACACCAUGGAGUAUCGCCCAGAGAAAAUCAACCUCAACGGUCCAGAUAACAACUCUGAAUCGGAUAGCGGAGAGGAUGCUGCCACCGCUCUAUCAUCUCGUCGCACCUCUCGCCAGCCAUCACAGGGUCGCCUCUCAUCUCGCCGCCUCAGCUCCUCGCCCUUUCGCGGACGUUCCGGAUCCUCAGCCCUGCGGAGCCGCUCGCAUUCAAAAUCUCGAUCUCGGUCGCGCUCCUCGGCCGGCUUCCACUUCUGCCCGGUUCCAACCUGCGAGCGUUCGACUACGGGUUUUGCGCGCAAGCAGAAUCUUCGGCGGCAUAUGCAGCUUGUGCACCCUGGGCGCGGGGAUGACGAGGAGGAUUGGGAUAGCGAAGAUGAGGUAUUUGGGGCGGUGCAUGUGGAUGGGUUCCUGAAGCCGAUUCUGGCUGCUCGUGGAUGGAGGGAGAAUGUAGCGGCCAGCUCGUUGGUGAUUAGGAAAAGGGGGCGAGAAAGGCGAACGGGAGAGGAUGAGGACGAAGAUGAGGAUGAGGAAUUAUGA